This is a messenger RNA of Saccharomyces cerevisiae S288C, 321 nucleotides long. It is a transcript of the gene MMO1, whose product is annotated as Mmo1p. The record is from RefSeq and is marked reviewed. The coding region runs from base 1 to 321 and encodes 106 amino acids. NCBI's taxonomy places the organism in Eukaryota, Fungi, Ascomycota, Saccharomycetes, Saccharomycetales, Saccharomycetaceae. The transcript has a single exon. Gene Ontology annotation, cellular component: membrane.
AUGGGUUACGUAAUUAUGACGUUUUCGAGUGCGAGGAUGUCAGAAAGGAGAGCCAGAAUUAUAUAUAUAUGGAUGCAUCUCUCUGCAUAUAAAAUUAAUUUCCCUUUCGUACAGUUCCCUACUUUUUUUUCCCUCUUUCGUUUGCAAAAGAAGGCGGCCAUACUCAUUAAAAACCCCUCCCCAUUUUUCCUUUUUUUUUUGUUUCCAUAUAGGAAGAACUCUACAGCUCGAACAAUACAUCAAAUCAAUCAAGCAGUCGCUCUCGUUCUAUUGUGUGUUUCUCACCACCUUACAUAUCUCCCCUCAGUUCCCAGCCUAUAA